Molecule: messenger RNA, 1056 nt
Organism: Iphiclides podalirius (scarce swallowtail)
Lineage: Eukaryota; Metazoa; Arthropoda; Insecta; Lepidoptera; Papilionidae
Source: the annotation of a GenBank genome assembly
AUGGCGAAGCCACCAGUCUGGUUGCUGCUUUGCCUCGUAUCCGCUGUGGACCUUCAAGAGGCAGUAGAAGGGGAUUGUUGUUCAGAUGACGUUGAAAGCACAGACACAGAUGUCGAACUACAGGAUAUCGAAUUGGAGCAAGCUUGCCCAGAACUCAGUGGUCAGAUCAUUGGCGGCAGACCCAGCUCAGUGACGAGGCACCCUUAUCAGGUUUCCAUGGUGAUGAAUGGAAAUUCCUUCUGCGGUGGUUUCAUCAUUAGCCGGGAUUAUGUUUUGACAGCAGCACAUUGCGUUCUCAAUACAGCGCCGAGCGCCAUACGGCUCCGCGUGGGGAGCACGCGCCGUGACUCGGGCGGGCGUAUCGUUGCCGUCACCAACGUGACCGUUCACCCUCAGUACGGGCGGCCGCGAUUCGACAACGACAUAGCUGCCUUACGGCUCGCCAGGCCGUUGGACUUCACGGCCGCGAUACGGCCGAUAAGGUUGCCUCAGCCGUUACAGCCGGUGCCCCUGGUUCGGCUGACUGUGACAGGCUGGGGCCUGACCGCUCCUCGUGGGCGUCGGAUCCCCCGUAUAAUGAUGGAAGCGCACGUGCCUGUAGUACCACAUUGGUUAUGUCGACUGUCAUACGGCGAUUCUCUCACUAACAACAUGUUCUGCGGGGGCCAUUUUCUCAUCGGGGGAGUGUCUUCUUGUCAGGGUGACUCUGGUGGGCCCGCGGUGUUCCGUGGGACGGUGUUCGGAGUGGUGUCGUUCGCGCGCGGCUGCGCCCUGCCCCUCUCUCCGACCGUUUUCACCAAUAUAGCGGCCCUGAGGGAUUGGGUCACGGAGAACACUGGAGUGUACGAGAUGUUCCUAAUCGGGUACCAGUUCCGCGUGCUGUCGCCGAUCUUCACCAUCCAUUGGGGGCUGCAGGCGCGUCGCUCGCGGCCCCUGUGGCGCGAGAAGCAGAACGAGAGGAACAGGAAGCACUUCGAGACCUUCAAGCGGGAGCUGUUCGCCAGGUACCGCAGGGACCCUUUGCAUCUUCUGCGCAGACCGCAGCAGAAGAAGGCA